Molecule: messenger RNA, 717 nt
Organism: Corylus avellana
Lineage: Eukaryota; Viridiplantae; Streptophyta; Magnoliopsida; Fagales; Betulaceae
Source: RefSeq, a predicted model, not a curated record
AUGUCUUCCUUGUCGAUCUCUUUGCUAACAUUUUCUCUCCUUCUCCAAAACACUUUUGGAGCUGGCCCUCUCUUCCAUUUUUGUUCAAGCUCUGAGAACUUCACCGCCAAUGACGCUUACGGAUCAAACCUAAGAAAGCUCCUGGGUAGUCUUUAUAGCCAAACACCUCCUAUGGGUUUUGGUCUUGGUUCAGUGGGUCAAGAUCCGUACAAAACAUAUGGGCUUGCUCUUUGCCGUGGUGACGUUAAAGCCACAGAUUGCAGGAAUUGCUUCAAUGAGGCAAGCAAUGAAAUUCUCAAACGUUGCCCAAAUAACAAGGGUGCAAUUAUAUGGUACGAUAAUUGUCUUUUGAAGUACCUCAACAAAGAUUUCCAUGGCCAAAUUGAUAAUAAAAACAAGUUCUACAUGUGGAACUUGCGAAAUGUUAGCGAUCCCACAACCAUUAACCAAAAAACAAGGGAGUUGUUUGGCCUACUAGCAAAAAAGGCAUCUGGGACUCCGAAAUUGUAUGCAGUUGGAGAGCUAGAGGUCGGAAAAUCGAGGAAGCUCUAUGGCUUGGCCCAAUGCACUAGGGACUUUUCUGGAAGUGAUUGUUUCAAGUGUCUUGAUGGUAUAACUGGUGAACUUCCUCAUUGUUGUAAUGGGAAAGAAGGAGGAAGAGUUGUUGAUGGGAGUUGCAACAUAAGAUUUGAGAUUUAUCCCUUCAUCACAGCUUAG